ACCAUCUUUAAAGGUUUCAGAGAUACGUCCAUAUAAUAGAUAGUAGAGAUACAUAGCGUACAUUGCUGGUCGUAUACGCUUAUUGUUUGCACAAUGGUAGUAAGUAACUGGGACUGUGCUCACCCCGAUCAUUGGCAUAAAGUGCUUGCACACAACGAUGACAUCGACAUGCAGUAUGGACCCUUAAGGCUCACUCCUCAUGCAACACCUGAUUCUGUAUGUGAGAUAGAUGCAGUCACUAUAGAUAGACCAGAAGAAGUGGGUAAGCAUUCCGUAAUAGCGAAAACUAAAGAUGGAGAAAAUAAUCCAGUGGUAACAUCAGAUGAUGAGCAUGACUACGAUUGCAACACAUCGGCACGGACGGAGGAAAGUGCAAGUAUAAAUUGCCCACAAGAAUUUCAGAGUACAAACGACGUACAGUUUAUUCACAACACAAUCAAUCGCGUAAAUGGGAGGUUAGAUAUUAAUGCACGUAAACCCCUGUCUUAUCCAGAAGUGACCGUGCAAACAUCGGAUUUGGUGACACAUAGCACACACUUUGAACUGGAGUCUAUAGAGAUCUACUCGUCGGCUGCUUCUGUGGAGGUGAAGAGUGCUACGGGUUAUAUAGGCACAUACCGCAGUCAAGAGGGCAUUGACCAGUAA
Molecule: messenger RNA, 645 nt
Organism: Sphaeroforma arctica JP610
Lineage: Eukaryota; Ichthyosporea; Ichthyophonida
Exons: 1
Coding region: 94-645 (183 amino acids)
Source: RefSeq, a predicted model, not a curated record